Messenger RNA from Argentina anserina (silverweed cinquefoil), 1660 nucleotides. RefSeq names its product pentatricopeptide repeat-containing protein At2g36240. Gene Ontology annotation, molecular function: protein binding. The coding region runs from base 117 to 1556 and encodes 479 amino acids. The record is from RefSeq and is a predicted model, not a curated record. NCBI's taxonomy places the organism in Eukaryota, Viridiplantae, Streptophyta, Magnoliopsida, Rosales, Rosaceae. The transcript has a single exon.
UGCUUUUCAGGUCUUGUUUUAUAUAACAAAAGCAGGGCAAUUUGGUCAAACCAUCUCUUCCCCUAUAAAACCCAAACCAUGUCUAAAACCAAACCAGAGAUCCCAUUGUCAAUCUAAUGAGGAGGUUCAGAAGACCAAAGGUGAUACCUUUACUAGAGCCAAAGCCUCCAUCACAACUACCACAACUCUCUCCAAUCCCAAACCCAUCUCUCCCUAAACCCCAACAAAACCCACCUUCCCCAAUCCUCACUGUCUCCCACCACAACACCUCAAACCACACCCAACUCAUCACCUUCAUCAAAACCCACAUCAAAAACCCACCUCUCACCCCCAAAACCCUCCUCCAUUUCCUCAAGUCCAAGCUCCACCACCACCCCACCUUCACCCACUUCGACUUCCACGUCUUCAACUGGGCCUCCACCAUCGACUCCUACCGCCACGACCACUCCACCUUUGAAUGGAUGACUCACUCUCUCUCAAACACUCACCGCUUCACCGAGCUGGGUUCUCUUCUUGAGUUCAUUGCUUCCAACCCAUGUCCCUGUUCCGAUGGCAUCUUCUCAUGCCCAAGAACAGAGCCUAUUUUCCGAUUUUCGAUCAGUGCUUAUUGCAGAGUUGGGAGGUUGGAUGAUGCUGUUAUGGCGUUUGAGUCCAUGAGGAGACUCAUUGAUGGGAAGCCUAGUGUUGUGCUUUACAACAUUGUGAUUCAUGGGUUUGUGAAAUGUGGUAGGCAUGAUGAGGCUUUGUGGUUUUAUGAAAAUAUGGGGAGGGAUAGAGUUAAGGGGGAUGUGUUUACUUUUAAUAUUUUGAUUAGUAGUUAUUGUCGAAAUUCGAAGUUUGGGUUGGCUUUGGAGUUGUUUAAGGAGAUGAGGGGGAAGGGGUGUAGUCCCAAUGUGGUGAGUUUCAAUACUUUGAUUAGGGGGUUCUUUAGGGAGGGGAAGUUUGAGGAUGGGAUUGAGAUGGCUUAUGAGAUGAUUGAGUUUGGUUGUGAGUUUUCGAGUGUGACUUGUGAGAUUUUGGUUGAUGGUCUUUGUAGGGAGGGGAGGGUUGAGGAGGCUUGUGAGCUGUUGAUUGAUUUUUCGAGGAGAGGAGUGGUGCCUGGGGGGUAUGAUUAUUAUGGUCUUGUUGAAGUGCUUUGUAAGAAGAGGAAAUCGAGUAGAGCAUUGGAGGUUGUGGAUGAGUUGUGGAUGAGGGGAAAUGUUCCGAGCUUGAUUGCUUGUAUUACUUUGAUUGAGGGUUUGAGGAGGUCAGUGAGGAUUGAUGAAGCUGUGGAAGUGAUGGAAAGGAUGCUUGAAGAGGGUAUGGUUCCUGAUAUUGUAACUUUUAAUUGCGUCGUUCAAGAUCUUUGCAAUUUGGGGAGAACUGAGGAAGCUGAUAAACUUAGGUUGUUGUCUUCGAGUAAAGGCUUGGAGCUAGAUGGCACGGCGUAUACCAUUUUGGCGUUGGGGUAUUCAAGAGAAGGGAAAAAGGAGGAGGGGAAGGUGGUAGCAGACGAGAUGCUGGAUAGGGGAUUUAUACCUGAUCUUGCUACAUAUAAUAGGUUGGUUGGUGGAUGAGUUAGUGUACAGUUUCUGUUAGUUUGCUCAGACAUGAUAUUUACUGACGACUUGAGUGCAAGACAGGCAUGUUAGAGAGUAGAGACUAGUAUCAGUGGUUGAAA